AUGAAUUUCAGCAUCGUCGCAGCCAUGCUCAUGAUCUCGGUCUCAAUCAAUCAAGCUUCUGGUGCCAUAAUCAAUCUCAAGGACGAAAAGGAAAUCGUGUCGGCUCAACAAGCGGUGACCAAACACAUUGAUGGCACCAUAGACGAGGGUCCAGAGGUCACGUGUGUCUGGUGUCAGGAUACAAAGGGCGUAUGCUGGUGCGGACCCCCCCUGAAGCCACCCAAAUCAACUUGA
Messenger RNA from Melampsora larici-populina 98AG31, 234 nucleotides. RefSeq lists its product as uncharacterized. The record is from RefSeq and is a predicted model, not a curated record. The coding region runs from base 1 to 234 and encodes 77 amino acids. The transcript has a single exon. NCBI's taxonomy places the organism in Eukaryota, Fungi, Basidiomycota, Pucciniomycetes, Pucciniales, Melampsoraceae.